Messenger RNA from Toxotes jaculatrix (banded archerfish), 3049 nucleotides. RefSeq names its product acidic amino acid decarboxylase GADL1-like. Gene Ontology annotation, molecular function: pyridoxal phosphate binding; carboxy-lyase activity. Gene Ontology annotation, biological process: carboxylic acid metabolic process. The record is from RefSeq and is a predicted model, not a curated record. Gene Ontology annotation, cellular component: cytoplasm. Bases 924 to 2285 code for a protein of 453 amino acids. The transcript has 14 exons. NCBI's taxonomy places the organism in Eukaryota, Metazoa, Chordata, Actinopteri, Toxotidae.
UGCAUAGCAAACGUGCUCGAUUCCUUCCGGUUCCAUAGCAACGGCGUACCAGAGAAAUUUACCGUUAUUUUUUUUUCAGCGUGAGAAAUACAAUGUGUGGCGGGAGUGCGUGACAAAAGACCGAAAAGCGUGACUGUCACACUCAAUGCGUGAGACUUGAGAGCCCUGUAACUACCUAGUACCAGGCAGCAGUCUAGACAAUAAAGACCCCCUCCACUGACUUUCACUUUGUUAACAUGUCUAUGUGUUGUAUUUCGUCUGUGUAUUUCCACUUUACAACUGCACUGUAUCAAUGCCAGUCUUAAAAACGCGGAUCCAGACAGCUUGAGUUUCGUUCCUUAAAUUUCUGGGGAACCAAGCCAACCCCUGAAACCUGAAACCUCAGCCGCUCACGCUCAGUCAGCCAGCUACAAGCUAACGAGCUAACAGGUAGCAUCAGAGCCGGAUGGACCAAUUCCAUUACUGCGCAAUGCGGGUGGGGACCCCCCAUCACCACCAACACACACACACACACACACACACACACACACACACACAAACACAAACACAAACAGAGAGUGAAAUGCGGUGAUAUCACUCAGGCUAACUGGUGUGUUGCAUGUCCGCUCCUCACCAAGUUUGGCGUCAGCAAAUAAACAGUAAACAGUUUUGUUGAAGUGGCAGCUCACAAUGCGGCUUCCUCUGUCUCUGUGUCUGUGUCUGUCUGACCAAACUGAAACUGAAAGACAACGUCCGUUUAAUGACGUUUCAUAACCGCUAAUGCGCAACGGUCUUUAAGAACCGCAGCUGGACUCACUGAGCACCGUAAACAUACAUCUGUGAUCAGAUGCAUAACUUCAUGAAUGAAGUUAGUCAGCAGAGCAGAUGCAGCAGGCAGCACUGGGGUGUCAGGUGUGAGUGUGUGGUCAAUGGCCAGCGGUUAAAUGGCUCAGGGGUCAGACAGUGUUCCCUUGAAUGGCCCUUCUUUGAAUGUUUUUGUAGAAGAGAGCUUCAUUCAGGAAUCCAUCGCCAUCAUUUUGGAAGACGCGGUGAAAAAGGCCAUUGAUGUCAGAGAAAAGGUUUGCGAGUGGCGUUCCCCUGAGGAGUUGAAGGAGUUGCUAGACCUGGAGCUGAGGGAUGCAGGGGAGUCGGAGUCUGAGAUCCUGCAGCGCUGCAGAGAUGCCAUCAGAUACAGCGUCAAGACCACCCAUCCUCGUUUCUUCAACCAGCUGUAUGCUGGGAUGGAGCCCUACUCCAUGGUGGCAAGCUUCAUUGUAGAGGCCCUCAAACCCAGUCUGUACACAUAUGAGGUGUCUCCAGUCUUUACCCUGAUGGAGGAGGCUGUGCUGAGGAAGAUGAUGGAGAUUAUUGGCUGGGAGGAAGGAGGAGAUGGAAUCUUCAACGCAGGUGGCUCAAUGUCCAACAUCUACGCUGUGAACUUAGCCAGGUACCAUCACUGUCCCGACAUUAAAGAGCUCGGCCUCUCUGCAGCUCCACGACUGGUCAUCUUCACAUCACAGGAGUGUCAUUACUCCAUUUCCAAAUCAGCAGCUUUACUGGGAAUCGGCACUAAGAAUGUUUACGUGGUUCCAUCUGAUGAGAGAGGGAAGAUGAUCCCCUCGGCUCUGGAGGAGCAAAUAAAGACGGCUGAAAGUGAGGGUGCAGUUCCCUUCAUGGUAAACGCCACAGCAGGGACCACAGUGCUUGGAGCUUUUGAUCCCAUUGAGGAAAUCGCAGACAUCUGUGAGAAGUACAACCUGUGGCUGCAUGUGGAUGCAUGCUGGGGAGGAGCGGCUCUGAUGUCUAAUAAACAUAAGCACUUGCUGAAGGGCAUCCACAGAGCCAACUCUGUGGCCUGGAACCCUCACAAGAUGCUGAUGGCGUGUCUGCAGUGCUCUGCUUUCCUGGUCAGAGACAAAACAAGUCUCCUCCAGCGCUGCCACUCUGCUCGGGCCUCCUACCUCUUCCAGCAGGACAAGUUCUAUGACGUCAGCUAUGAUACAGGAGACAAGUCCAUCCAGUGCAGCAGGAAACCCGACGCCUUCAAGUUCUGGCUCAUGUGGAAGGCUUUGGGAACCAGAGAGCUGGAACAGAGGGUGGACAGAGCCCUGGACAUGGCCAGGUAUCUGGCACAAGAGAUCAAGAAAAGAGAAGGUUUCCGUCUGUUGAUGGAGCCUGAAUAUUCAAAUGUGUGCUUCUGGUACAUUCCACCAAGUCUGAGGAACCUCUCAGAUGGACCUGAGCUCUGGGAAAAACUCCACACUGUAUGUCAUUCAUUUACUUUUACACAUAUUCGAACACGUUGACAUGAGCAAAUUCUACUCAUUGUCUUUGUUAGUGUGUUGUCAGUGCCCUCAGUCAUUGAGGGCAGCAUGAUGGUGGGCUACCAGCCGCAUGGAGAAAAGGCCAACUUUUUCAGGAUGAUCAUCAUCAGUCCUCAGGUCAGCAGGGAGGACAUGGACUUUGUUCUGGAUGAGAUCCACAAUCUGGGAAAGGACUUGUGAUGAAUCACCACCCCCCACCACCCCACCUUAUUCACCUGUCGUGGACAGAUUUACGGACAAGCAGGAUGUUAUUCUCACCAAUGAUGGGUUCAUGCAUUUUUCUUGUUAUGGUGCAGGAGCUCUGUAUGAUUUCACAGAGCACAAAGCUGAAUUACAGUUUAUCCUUAGGGUUUUCUCUCCUCUCGCUAUUCUCACUAUUCUCAUUAAAAAUACAGCUUACAGCAAAAUCUUCAUAUGUAUUUGUUGAAUAGAAGCUGAAUUGAAUAGAAGCUGUAAUAAAACUAAAUGGUCACAGUUUUGUUUACAACUGACAAAUAAUAGUAAUUUGAAGUUAUUUGCAAACUGUAUUUAUGGUGUGUUUAUUUCCAGAUGAUACAUAUCAAUCAUGGCUCAGGUACACAUGUCUAAAAACACUGUAUUUUUUUUUUGUUAGAUUUCCACCUGAUGAUUUUUAUAUUCUUUUUCUGUGAAGUGACUCCUGGGUUUUUUUUUUUUCUCUGUGGGUAGGUACACUCCCUCUGUAAACAACCUUUGAUACAAGUCUCUAAUAAAACCUACUGAUUGUU